Messenger RNA from Pieris macdunnoughi, 555 nucleotides. The record is from the annotation of a GenBank genome assembly. NCBI's taxonomy places the organism in Eukaryota, Metazoa, Arthropoda, Insecta, Lepidoptera, Pieridae.
AUGUCUGUCUCUGAAUUCAGACGGAAGAAGCUCCUCUACGUUUUCAACGUUUUCUUUGAUGUCAAUCAAAGCGGAACCAUUGAGAGGAAAGAUUUCGAGUUGGCGAUAGAAAAAGUGUGCAGUCUCCGCGGCUGGAAGCCUAGUGAUGCUAAACACUCCGAGACCCAUGAAGUCAUGAUCAAAAUUUGGGACGGUCUCCGAAAACGGGCCGAUUCAAACCGCGAUGGGCAAGUCUCCGUAGACGAAUGGGUGUCCAUGUGGAACGACUACGCCCAGAAUCCUUCUGCUGCUUUGAAGUGGCAGCAGCAAUAUUGCCACUUCAUGUUCCAACUUGAAGAUGCCAGCGCUGAUGGGACCAUUGACUGUGAUGAGUUCACCACUGUCUGCUCAUCAUACGGCAUCAAUCCUCAGGAAUGCAAGGCUGCGUUCGUGAAGAUGUCUAAGGGCAAGGAGAGCGUCUCCUGGGAGGAGUUCCAGGAACUUUGGAAGGAGUACUUUUCCACUGAGGACCCCAACGCCCCAGGAAACUUCAUUUUUGGCAGGACCAGCUUCUAA